GUCACACUGUUACAACGUGGUGCGUGAUGUUGCAUGCUUAUGCUUCGCAGGGAGGCUAACACAAUGGAAAAUAUAGAGACAGUUAAGACUGAAGCCGAAGAACAGGAAAAUGUCAUAGAAGAAAAUAAAGAAGUGAAGCAAGGUGUUGGUACACCAGAGAAUAAUGUGAACCAGAGUAAUGACAAUGAUGAAAAGGAUCAGGAGGAAGGAACACAUAGGCCUCAUUCUGUUUCUAAAGAAGCUACAGGUGAGGAACCUCUAGCUCAUGAUGAUACUGACCAUGUGCUUUCAGGUGCAGAAAUGCAGGAACAUCAAGGAGAAGUUGAGCCUUCUGGGAACGAUGUACCAUCACAAGAAAAGUCUGAAGAUGGAGAUAAUUCUGUGCCAAAAGAAUCAUCUGCAGAAAAUGAGGCAAAAAAAUCUGAAGAAAGAACUGUUAGCACUGCAGAGAAGGAAACUCCAAGAGAUGAAAACAACACCGUGAAGCCUACAUCCAAUGAAAUGAUGGAAACUGCUGAUACUGUUCCUGAUGAGAUUGAGCAAAUUUCAAGAGAUCCAACAGGAAUCCAUCCACCAGUGACCACACCAGCGGAGACUGGAGUCCAACAUUCAAAUGAGGCCACUGAGAAUGACAUCGUAGGGACGACGACGGAGCCAAUCCAAGAAAGGGUCAAAACACCUGAUGAUGGUGGCGACGAGGUUAAAUGUCAAGAGGAAGAGAGAAAGGAUUCAUCUUGUAAUGCAUUGAACCUAUCAUGGACCUUUGGAGUGAAUAAAAAUGUGCCCGCGCUUAACUUGGCCACACCCAACAGGAAGGCAGUGCUGUAUGCUGGUGCUAACACCUGUAUUCUGUUUGACUACGUGAACAAUACACAGAAGUUGCUGCAAGGACAUAGUAACAAUAUAUCCUGCACUUGUAGUAGCAACGAUAAGAGAUGGGUUGCAACAGCCGACAAAGGCCCUGAGAGUAUGCUCAUCAUAUGGGAUUCGCACACUGGUGUUCCUGUACAAACUCUAUUUACUGCACAUUCGGAGGUUGGUGUUGUUGCUAUGGCAAUGACCCCUGAUGCUAAGUACCUGGUUACCAUCAGUGCUGGGCCUCAUCAAGUUGUAGAUAUUUGGGAUUGGACAACAGAUGGUGAGGUACCUGUAAGUUCAGCUGAGCUUGUUCCGGCCUAUGGCACUCAGACUUACAUAACAUUCAACCCUGAAGACACAACUCAACUGGUAUCAAAUAGUGACUGCCAAGUCAUAUUCUAUGCAUGGGAGAAUGGCGAGUUAAAGUAUGUGGCACCAUCUUUGACAGACGAAGAUUUCAACCGGGUUGUCGGCAGCUACAGCCAGUCGAUCUUCCGCAGUGGUACCACUGGAGCCCUUACUGCCACGUAUGUGGGUAAUGUUGUGGUCUGGGAUAACAACAGACCUAUAUCUGGUCCUCCCAGUUUAAAACCGACGCCAAACAAGAAAGCCUUUAAGCUUGUGAGGCUGCAAGAUAGAGGCAUAACGGUGCUUACUACCACUGACAUGUAUGUUGUGACAGGCGAUGUCAAUGGACAUGUAAAGUUUUAUGAUCAACAAUUGCGCGUCAGUAAUUGGUACAACAAGUUUGAUGUUGGGCCCAUCAAUUCCAUCUCCUUUGAGCACGUUCCUAAUUUCCGUCCUGAAGAAACAUAUGGUAAUGACUACCCUCCUGAUGCCACUAUUGAUGCAAGGAUGUUCAUCACAAAGAAUUAUGUAAUAAGCACAACAAUGGCUCAAGUUGCAGCCAUCGUAGCUGAUGGCUCUAAAGUUCAGAUGAUUCAGACCGAACAUGAUUCGUUAGUUCAUGCGAUAGUCACUCAUCCCACGCAACCAUUAAUAGCCAUUGGUAGCUAUUCCUGUUUGUUGAAAGUCUGGAAUUAUCAAACUAAAACACUAGUGAUUUCUAGGCAGUUCCCACGUGGUCACAUGAUCAGAUGCUUAGCCUUUGACCCCAAGGGAGAAUACUUAGGAGUUGGCUUUACCAAUGGAUGUGUGCGCAUCCUGGAUGUUCUCACCCUGGAAGAUGACAUUCCAAAGCCUUUCACAUACUCAUCCGAUGCUGUCAUCAUUUGUACAUUCUCACAUGAUUCGGCCUGGAUGGCUACUGCGGAUGCCAAUUUUUGUGUAACGGUGUAUAAGGGACUACCUGCAAACCAGAAUGAGCCGUGGACAUACCUUGGUAAACAUCGCUCCCAUUACAAACCAAUCCGUGGUUUGACAUUUGGAAUUGCACUAGAUUCAGACAUACCACGGCUUCUUUCGAUUGGUGAAGAUAGAUCAUUGGUUGAGUACGACUUGUUUAAGAGUACCAUUGAUGACCUUCGACUCAUGAGCUUGGAUCGGAUUGAACAGACUGCAAUCCCACAGUGCAUUGAAUGGUAUCCACCAAUCACAAAGGAGCAAUUCCUGGUUACUGCUAAUGACCAGUUCAAGUUCAAGUUGUACAAUUCCACAACUAAAAUGUGCAGAAAGACAUUGCUUAGCCCUACGUAUGGGAGUCCAUUACAGAAGAUGGUAGUGUUACCAACCAAAGACGUGAUGAGCAGCAAGAGAUACAUAAGUUUCAUCACUAAAGAUAAAAUUGGUUUGAACAUAAUGCCAUUGGAUGGAAACCCCCACAAUGGAAUGGCUCUAAUUGCACACCCUGGUGGAGUUGUCAAUCUAGUAAGCAGUAAUGAUGGGCAAUACGUGUUCACAGCCGGAGGAGCGGACGCCACCGUCCACAUGUGGAACGUGAACAUUCAGGCUCUAGAGGCCGUAGCCAGACUUGGUGGUGAAGGUCUUACGCCAUUUUAUGGACUGUUAGAAGGUGGACGAGAUGGUGUACUGUUUAGAGAACUUGAAAACUACUUUUACUAUGCCCAAUUAAGAAGUCAAGGAAUUGACACUCUUGACUCGCGUGUUGUAUCCACGGAGAUCAUUUUGUCUGAGGUUCCAUUUGUGAUGCGAGCGAUGGGACUGUACCCUUCGGAACAGGAAGUUGAGGAUAUGCUGAAUGAAGUCAAGUUUAGUGAGUACGUAGAAACCGGCAAAUAUGUAGAUCGCAUUGAUCUUGGAACAUUCAUCAAACUAUACGUGAACCAUCGUCCAGCAUUUGGUCUGUCUGUUGAUCAACUUCACAAAGCGUUUGAAGUUUUAGGUCUUGAAGAAGUUGACGGUCAAGCGGCCAUCGAAAGAGGGGAUCUCUUAGAUAUUCUUCAGACUAGAGGGGAACACAUGACAGAAAUGGAGGUCGCAGAGUACAUUACAACCUUACUUGGAUUCAAUCCAGAGGGAGGGAGCUCAGAGCUUGGAAUGUUCAAUUCAAGUAAUUCAGCUGAUCUUAUUGAGGACAACCUCCCUGAGCAAAUCACAGCGGACAUGUUUGCUGCCGAGAUACUUGGAUUCGGCCAAGAAGUCGAGGCUGAACCUGUACUAUAAAAUUACAAAACACCUUUAAAUCUACAAUUUAAACCAACUAUGUAAAUUAAUAUAUUAUUAUUGUUUCUUUACUGUACUGUGUAUUUGUUGAAGAUAUAUAUUUAAUAAAAUACAUAUUGUUAGCCAAAAUUGAAAAAUAUAAAGCUUCUGUAAGCAUAACUGUAAAUUCACUGAUUAUUAUUUAUAUACACAUUUUUUACUUGAUUCUAAUUUUCUACAAAAUUUUGAGUUUUAAAACGUUUCAAGGGUAGACAGAUGAUUGUCUUAAUAUUUUAAAUUAAGAAAAUUCUAUUCUAUUUUGAAUGAUGAAUGUCAGUUUCAGUCAAAGCCAGUCAUUUUAUUGUCUAACUUAUGUACAAAAGAAAUUAGU
Molecule: messenger RNA, 3811 nt
Organism: Anneissia japonica
Lineage: Eukaryota; Metazoa; Echinodermata; Crinoidea; Comatulida; Comatulidae
Product: cilia- and flagella-associated protein 251-like
Exons: 23
Coding region: 34-3441 (1135 amino acids)
Cellular component (GO): motile cilium
Molecular function (GO): protein binding
Source: RefSeq, a predicted model, not a curated record